Cololabis saira (Pacific saury) is the source of this 1819-nucleotide messenger RNA. RefSeq names its product selenoprotein S (gene selenos). The record is from RefSeq and is a predicted model, not a curated record. Gene Ontology annotation, cellular component: Derlin-1 retrotranslocation complex; endoplasmic reticulum membrane; Derlin-1-VIMP complex. Gene Ontology annotation, biological process: endoplasmic reticulum unfolded protein response; retrograde protein transport, ER to cytosol. The coding region runs from base 82 to 621 and encodes 179 amino acids. The transcript has 6 exons. Lineage: Eukaryota; Metazoa; Chordata; Actinopteri; Beloniformes; Belonidae.
CUGAAUCCGAGCUGAAUCCGAGCUGAUUCCGGGCUGAUUCCGGGCUGAAUCCGGGCUGAACCGGCCCCCCCGGACCCUGAGAUGGACCACCCGGAGCAGCAGCCCCCCAGGAGCGAGCUGAAGAACACGGACCUGAGCUUCCCGAGCCUCGCUGUGGGAGAGUUCCUGUCCCAGUACGGCUGGUUCCUGCUGGCCGUGUCCUCGCUGCUCUACCUGCUGAUCCACCUGCUGAUGCAGCACCUGAGGAGGAGGCCGAGCCCCCCCGGACCCCUGCCAGACGUUGAGCUGGUAUCCAGAAGACAAGAGGGCAUGGAGGCGGCGAGGAAGAGGAUGCAGGAGGACCUGGACGCCAAGGCGGCCGUGUUCCAGGAGAAACGCAGACAGCAAGAGGAAGAGAAGAGGAGGCAGAAGAUCGAGAGCUGGGAGAGUAUGAGGCAGGGGAAGAGCUGCAGAGACCCCCCCAAACCCUUGCAGGAGGAGGAGGCCAGCUCGUCAGCCGCCAAACCCAAGCCGGACAAGAAGCCGCUGCGCAGUACUGACUACAGCCCCCUGUCCGGGCAGGGCGGGGGGGCGUCCUGCACCUGGAGACCCGGGAGGAAAGGCCCGUCGUCUGGUGGAUGAGGUUAAAUCCUGUAAGGGGUCUGGUCUGCACGACCUCUGACCUCUUACAGCCUGACGUGUACACCGGCUCACUGAACCAAAGCUUCACUGACACCGUUUGGACAUCCUGCUCCGCUCCGCUGCAGGAGUGAGGCCGCCGCUGAAAUAACACUGAUGUCUCACUGAAUCAAUGAAGGGUUAGAAAUCCUAGCUGGUUUUUCCACUUUUGUGACAAAACUGUUGUCAACACGGGUGUCAAAGCAGAAACUCCGGUUACCACCCAAAUCCCUGUUAGACUAACAGAGAGCCCAGGGUGCUCUGGGGGUUACCAUGGCUACGCUAGGAGACGUCUACAUGACAUCUCUGCGUUAAUGCUAGAAGGAAGUGAAGACCGGUGGAGACGCUCCAGUAACAGAGACUGUGUUUCCAGCAUCAAUAACCCUUUUAAAACCCCAAUAUUGGCAAUAACCCGAAUUUACACGGCCAUGUAAACACCAAUAACCCCUUUGAAUAACCCGAAUUUGCUCAUAUUGGGGUUUUUAAAAACCUGAAUAUGAGCCCUGGGUUACUCCUUUUAAAUAAUAUUGGGUCAUGUAAACGCCAAACGGAAUAUCCCCAUCGGGCAUGAUGGGGGUGAUUAUCUCUGGGUAAGGGUGGGGGGUUUCUGCUCUGGGGCCAAUAUUUCGAAUGCAACAAAUGUGACAGAUGGAAGCGGGUUGGUGAUCUGCGAUAAGUGUUGAAACGACUCUCCAGCCGUUUGACAUUCCAGUGAUAUUUCAGGGGCGUCUUCUCCUGAGCUGGGAGAUUAUACUCCUAUACAUCCUGUCUCCUCAAUUAGCAAAGUUUAUAGUUUAUACCUUGCGUUUCCUAUUUCAAAGUUUCCAUUUUCUGUACCCCUCUGAGCCGCUGGGAUGUCCCGGUCCUCUGCUCGGGUGAACGUGUGCAGUGAAAGCUGGUCAUGAAGCCGGUCCUGGAAAGGGGCUUGGACCCGCAGGUCCGGCUGAUGAAUCACAGUCGUGUGUCUGGUUCUGUUUGUUGUUUUCAUCAUUGCCAGCUUGGAUUUAGAGCUGCCGUUCCAGCAGCUCCUGGAACUGGUGAGCUGUCUCUGAUCACAAGAGUUAAUAGACGUUUCAACCGCAGGAAAUGUCUCACUAUAUUGAAAUUUAAGGAGGUUUUGUCUGUUGUGUUCAUUUUAAUGCAAUAAAGGCUAUGAUUAGAA